This is a messenger RNA of Heterobilharzia americana, 2148 nucleotides long. Lineage: Eukaryota; Metazoa; Platyhelminthes; Trematoda; Strigeidida; Schistosomatidae. The record is from the annotation of a GenBank genome assembly.
AUGACCAAGGAAGACGGAGUGGGGCACUCGAAUGUGGACGUUAGCAGCGACGACGCAACACGGCUCAAAGGGGAUUUGGUCUCAAAAAUAUCUGAAGUAAAUUCUUUGAAGGCGGCCAAAGGUAGUGUUCACUUUAAAAUCCUUGUGCCGUCAAUCGCUGCUGGUGCAAUCAUUGGUAAAGGAGGUGAAGCGAUCACUGAAAUUCAAAACCAAACGUCAGCUAAAGUGAAAAUGUCAAAAGCUAAUGCAUUCUAUCCUGGGACAACAGAGCGUGUAUGCUUAAUUGUUGGUACUAUUGAUAGCAUACUUCGUGUUUUUCAAUAUAUUUCUGAGAAAAUUUACGAAAAGCCAGAAUCUAUUCCAAGAACGGGUUGUGAAGGACGAUUACCUACAGAGAGGCAUAAACAGGUUAAAAUUUUAGUACCUAAUAGUACAGCUGGAAUGAUAAUCGGAAAAGGUGGCAGCUUCAUCAAGGAAUUAAAAGAUACAACUGGAGUAUUUAUUCAGGUAUCUCAGAAGUCUAAAGAGCUUAACUUAGCUGAAAGAUGUGUUACUGUGGCAGGUGAACUUUCUCAAACACGUGAAGCUAUCGCUUUAAUUUUAAGUAAAAUUGCUGAGGAUCCCCAAUCAUCUAGUUGUCCGAAUAUAUCCUACUCUGAAAUCAUUGGACCAGUUGCAAGUGCUUAUCCUACUGGUUCACCGUAUGCUUUAUCAGUUGGAUCACAUCCAGGAUUACCUGUAUGCGGUAUGAAUUUUAGUUCAGAUGUUCACUUUCGAACUGUAUCAAGUUCAAAUUCUACUUUUACAAGCGCACACAUUAAUUCUCUUUCACCUGUCAGCCCAACUACCUCAAAUCCAACUUCUGUAUCUAUGUUUAGUGGAAAUCCUUCUCCAAAUGUUGCUGCUGCUAUGGCGGCAAUGAAUGCAGUUGUUGGAUGUCCUCCAAAUGCUACCAGAUCGUCUUCAUCCACACUAAUGACUAACGGAGGUCGAGCAUUGAUGGGUCGAGGUGUUGCCAGCACACAUCAUCAAUCUAUUCCUCAUUCUCCGCAUAGUCUUUUAGGAUCUGUUGCUGCUCAUUAUGGAGCUAAAUUAUCUCCAACAUAUACUAAUACAACUGGAUGCGUCAUGUCUUCACCGAAUUCAAAUGGAAGUCUUGAAGGUAUACGCAAUGUGUUAAGAAGUGCUGGUUAUUCUGAUAUAGCUACAGAAGAAAUAGCCAAUGCUAUGGAUGUAUUAAGUUUGUAUGGAUUUAUAUCGAUGUCCAGUUUAACUGGAUGCAUUAAUACUUCAUCAAUUGUUAAUCCAUCUUCAAAUAAUCAUCAUCCUCAUCAUCUUACUAUGAAUUCGAAUGCAUUCAGUGGUUUAAGCAGAUCAUUCUCGAACUAUGAACCAAAUGGUGCUAGCAUUGGCGGUGGUGGUGGUGGUCAUCAGUCUCCAAUAUUUUCAAAUCACUUCUAUUCUAAUGAUCUUCCAUUAAACAAUUCACGAAAUCUUGGGACAGUUUCUCUUCAGAAUUGUACUACCACUACUACUAGUAGUAGUAGUAGUAGUGGUAGUAGUAGUACACAACCAUCUAAUCAUCAAAUGUAUAUGCAUAGACGAUCAUCAUUCUCUUCAUCAUCCUCUUCAUAUCAACCGCAUAUCAAUAAUCUGAAUUCACAUUCACGUGGAACACAUUUACCUAUUGCUACAACAUGUGGUGGUGGUGGUGGUGAUAACAAUAAUAAUCAUAUCACUACUAACAACAUUGAAGUCAUUCCAAUAUUAAUUCAAGAUAUGAAAGUACCAAAUCCCUCUGACACGAUAAUUUGCAAUUCACUUAUUCUAAAUGAUGAUAGUCAUAAGUUGGAUGUACCUACAGGUCUGUAUUCUUCAUUAUCAUCGAAUGAAAGACUCGAUUCAAAGACUUCUACACAAUCUACAGUUGUAGGCAUUCAUACUGUUUCAUCAUCAAUUGCCAAUAUGUCAAUUCAUAAACGGAAUGGUAUAACUGUAGAGAAUUCUGUCAAUACGGGUCUAAUACUUCAUCGGUUAUCAGAUGGGAAUAUUGACGAAGAGAGUGUUGAUCAAAAUAGUAUAACAUGUUGUCCUACAGUGUCUAUAAUCAAUGAUACUAGUCGAACGAAUAGUUUAUGGAAUCUAUGA